GUUGUUCAGUAAACGAACGAUACUCAAAUACGACGCACGCUUUGCUCUUGUUCAAGCUAGUUGUUGUUGUUCUUGUUGUUGUUGUUAUUGUUUCUUGUUAUUAUUGUUAGUACAAUAACUAUUAUUUAUAUUUGAUUAUUGAACGUAUUUGGUUUCGGUUUCGAUUUCGAUUCAUUUAUCGAGAUGUCGCAGCGCAAAUACAAGAAUCCCGUUAACAAUCAUUUCAUCUAUAACGAUGAUAUACGCAAGAGCACAUGCAAAAUUUGCUAUUUCGAUAUGGCCGGUCGCCAUUCGGAGAACCUGAUGCGACAUCUGAAGCGCAAGCACCCGGCCACGUACGGCGAGGUGAUGAUCGAAAGGCAGCGACGUCGAUCCGCCAAUCCGCCGCAUCAAACCGGUUCAAAAGCAGCAACCGAUUCGACAACAGCAACAGCAACGUCAACGACGACGGCGGCGACGUCGACGUCGACUUCCACAGCAGCAGCAGCCGGUGGUCCGUUGUCAUCCAUGUUCAAAUUCGAAACGGAACCGCAUAAAUUGUUCAUCAAAUCAGAAAAAUUGACAUUCCGACUUGAUGAACCUGGCCAACAACCGCAACAGAUGCCCAUGUCGGAGACCUGUUCCAAUGGCUUCGAUGACGACGAAGACGAGGACGCCGAGGAUCCAACGCCCAAUGGACAAUUCGAGAGCGUUUUUCUGGCCAAAACUGAGCUGCGCGACAGUCACUUGAACGAUUCCUGCGAAUCGAUCACAUAUCAGGACAGUCAUGCCGAUGAGAAUGCCUUCAUCAUCACCAAUUUAACGCAACACAGUUCCGAGACCCCGGCAAAUACUUCCUCCUCAUCGAACACAAGUGCGCUUCCCAUGCCCAACCCGAACUCAUCGGUAUCCUCGACGGCGACUGCAACGACAACGGUGCCGAAUUGUGGAGCGAUUGCAGCGAGUUGUUCCAAUCCGGAUGAUGCAUUUUUCCUACAAUAUCUGGGCAAUAAGUUUGGCAAAUAUUCCGAGAAUACCCGCAAUACGGUGCAGUUUCAUAUUAAUCGCAUACUCUAUAAGGCGGACAUGGGAUGCUAUGAAAAUGGCGAUGUAUCCAAGUUGUCCGAUGCGAAUAUUUAA
Messenger RNA from Drosophila albomicans, 1119 nucleotides. RefSeq lists its product as uncharacterized. The record is from RefSeq and is a predicted model, not a curated record. The transcript has 3 exons. Gene Ontology annotation, molecular function: DNA binding. NCBI's taxonomy places the organism in Eukaryota, Metazoa, Arthropoda, Insecta, Diptera, Drosophilidae. The coding region runs from base 184 to 1119 and encodes 311 amino acids.